Molecule: messenger RNA, 1608 nt
Organism: Populus euphratica (Euphrates poplar)
Lineage: Eukaryota; Viridiplantae; Streptophyta; Magnoliopsida; Malpighiales; Salicaceae
Product: probable protein phosphatase 2C 75
Exons: 4
Coding region: 154-1323 (389 amino acids)
Biological process (GO): protein dephosphorylation
Molecular function (GO): cation binding; protein serine/threonine phosphatase activity
Source: RefSeq, a predicted model, not a curated record
UUCUUCUCCUCCACAGUCCCCACUUCUUCAAGAUUUAAUUAAUAAAAUUAGUAAAAAUGAAAUAAAACAUAAACUCUCUCUUCUCACAAAGACUAUCUCCCUCUCUGUUUGUCAAUGUCAAACGGAGAUGACUGUUAACGGUAACGGAUUUUAAUGACGGAAGUUUACCGAAGGAUGUUAAACGACGAUGGAGAUGAUUCACCGGAGAAAUGCAGGGAGCGCAGAAGGAGGAGAAUCGAGAUGAGGCGUCUCGCCUCUGGUGGUUCUUCUCAGCCGAUUGAUCCUCUGACUUCAAAAGAGAAGAAACAGGCGGCGGCGGGGGAGAGCUCGAGUUCAACUUCCUCGGAAGGAAAACGGGUUGUGGAGACGGUUUGUGAAAUUCCGGUGGCGGAGCCGGUUUUUGGGAGCAUGUCAGUGUCAGGAAGGUCACGUGAGAUGGAGGACGCGAUUUCUGUAAGGAUUAACCUUUUCCAGUCGGAGGUUACCCGCCGGAGACCGGUGCAUUUCUUUGGUGUUUUUGACGGUCAUGGCGGUGCUCACGUGGCAGCAUUAUGCAGGGAAAGGAUGCACGUGUUGAUAGAGGAAGAACUGGCACGCGUGGACUCAACACGCGUGAGUAGUGAGAGUGGGGGUGGUGGGGCUGAAUGGGAGGAAAUGUGGAGGGGAGUGAUGAAGAGGAGCUAUGAGAGGAUGGAUGUGGUGGCAAUGGGCACGUGCGCAUGUGGGAGUGAGUGGUUCAAAUGCGGGUGCCACCCGAUGCAGAUGGCACUCGGAGGGUCUACAGCGGUCGUAGCUGUUUUAUCCCCAGAGCAUAUAAUCGUCGCUAAUUGUGGCGACUCACGCGCCGUCCUAUCGCGAGGCGGGAGGGCCAUUCCCCUUAGCGUUGAUCAUAAGCCGGAUAGAUCGGAUGAACUUGCAAGAAUUGAAGCUGCUGGAGGCCGAGUGAUCUUCCUGAAUGGAGCUCGAGUUGAAGGCAUUCUUGCUAUGUCUCGAGCAAUAGGGGACAAAUAUUUAAAGCCAGUUGUAAUAUCAGAGCCUGAGAUUACUUUUACAAAAAGAGAACCAGAAGAUGAAUGCUUAAUCCUUGCUAGUGAUGGCUUAUGGGAUGUCUUGUCAAGUGACUUGGCUUGUCAGGUAGCAUGCGAAUGCCUCCGAGAAAAAAAUCCUCCUGCCAAGGCCGGGCCUCAGAUUGAAGAAGAAGGUGCUGGAGCAUUGUACCCAUCUCGAAGCAUGUUGGCUGCUGCACUUCUUACUCGCCUUGCUCUAGGACGGAGAAGCGCCGAUAACAUCAGUGUCAUUGUUGUUGAUCUCAAGAGGAGCUGAGGGUAAGAUAGGGGAAUCAUCCAAUUUUGAACUGAACUCUGUACAUCUCCUAGAAAUCAACAUGCACAGACAAGGUUCUAUUGGAGAAUAACAUCUUUAUAUAAACACAGAGAGCAUCAAAUGGAUUAUGGUUUUAGUUACUUCAUGGAAGGAGAUUUACUGUUGCCUAAACUAUUUUUGCUGCUUUGUUCUUCCACAGAGUGCGCCCAUGCAGGGUGCCCAUCUGCACAAAUGACAGGAUAACAUUGGUCAAUGUCUAUGAUUAAGAUAUUUUUGCUUUCUUAA